CCUCUGACCGUACUUCCGGUUACUCGUGAUGUCACUUCCGUAUCCUUUCGGGAACUUUCCUUACCGGCGAAUAUUUACCAUUCACAAAUCAAGGAGUGGAGCUCCGAGAAACUUCCCGUCUCAGGCGAGGAAUCAGCCCGAAAGAUGGCCAAGUGGGGAGAGGGAGACCCCCGUUGGAUCGUGGAAGAGAGAGCGGACGCCACGAACGUGAAUAACUGGCACUGGACAGAGAAAAAUGCCACCCCCUGGUCCAAGAAGAAAUUAGAGGAGCUGUUGGUUGGGCUGAAGAUAGAAGAAGAUGGAGUGAAGUGUCAGAUAAAGGACAUCUCCAAGAUUGAGGGCGAGGCCACAAUCAACAACAGAAAAAAGAAGUUAAUCUACUUUUAUGAGUGGGAAUUAGAACUGGAAUGGAAAGGCGGCCUUGAGGAGAGUAAAACAAGUUUUACUGGCAAGGCAGAAAUACCCAACCUGAGUGAAGAGAAUGAUAUUGAGGACAUAGAUGUAAAUGUUUCUGUGAAGUCUAAUUCAGACGAGGCCCACAAAGUCAAGGAAGUCGUCAGGAAAAAGGGUUCAGACAUCAUCAGAGAAAGGCUCGGCCAGUACAUUAAAGAUUUAAAAACAGAAUUUUCCCAGAACUUAAUUCUUCCCUCCAAAGAUCAGAAAAAAUCUCCAACAGCAACAGAAAAGAAGCCGGUGGUCAAAAAGGAUAUGAGCGCACUGCCAGUUGUCAGUAAAGCAGCACCAAAGGAGCAAAACAUAGGUGUGAAGAUCAACACACUCACGUACAAGUACCAGGAGGACUUCCUCUGCCCACCUGACGAGCUCUACACCACCCUGACAGACGUGGUGAGAGUGCAGGCCUGGACACACAGUCCUGCAGAGAUGGAGACAGAAAAAGGCGGCCCUUUUGUACUCUUCAACGGCAUGGUGGAGGGGAUCUUUGAUGAGCUGUCCUUCCCUAACAAAAUUGUGAUGAGGUGGAGGUUCAAGUCAUGGCCACCAGCACACUACUCUGUGGUGACCGUGCAGCUGAUAGACAAGCAUGACCACACCGUGAUGAGGCUGACCCAGACUGGAAUCCCGGACAGCGACUUCGACAGAACGAAGGCUGGCUGGAGACAGUACUACUGGGUCCCCAUCAAGGACACGUUCGGGUUUGGGGCCAGGGUGGGAAGCCUUUGACGUCCGAAUUUGCAAUUGGAAGUAGGAGUAGUGUGAAAGUCUGCCUUCAAACUGUAGUCAGUGACUGUGGAAAGAACAACUUCACUCCAUCAUAUUCAUUAGCUGUGACCAAACAACUCUGGCAUUGUGAAGUUUAGCAGGAAUAUCUCAACAUACAGGAAUGAUAUCCCAUCAGGUAUUGAUAUUGAAUAAGAAGACACUCCUCUGUGGUGUGCCCAUGUCUUCUGUAAGAAUGCUUGCCAGUAGGAUUGUUAGUGUGCCCCACAUCUCUUUAGACUAGUGAUUAGGAGAGUUUAGGAAGCUUUUGAUGCUAGUGUAUUCUCAAUGACUUCCACAUGUGCAUGCAAGCUCAAGAUUUUUCAAGUAAUGCAAGUGAUCUCUUAUGUUCUUCUCAAUGGUAACAAGAACAGUUGGCUUUCAGUCUAAAUCACAAUAUGCACCUGUGGUCAUUGAGGAAUAUCUGUAGCUAAAAGCAAGUAAAAGUGACAGCAUGUACAGGCUCAUUGUGUCUGAAAAUAUCCAGCUUGCAUUCCUGUUUGAUAGAAAGGAGUAGCUGGAAUCUAUUUAUUUAUUAGCAGUUUUCAUCUCCCAUUUGAAUUGGUUGGUUACUUCGUAUUUUCAAAUUGUAUACUCAUAAGAUUUGAUCACAUGUACAACACUGGUAGAUAUAUCUCUACUGUGGUCAUUUGUUGAAGUGCAUGGUACAGUCCAUUCACCAGUCCUUAGUAUUUUACAGCCCAAACCAUAGCAAUGUCUGUAUGUUAACUAGGAUAAUGUUAUUUCUUAUGUCUUUGAUUUUAUGUCUAGGUUCUUUAAUUGUGUCAAUGCCAUGAUUUUCCCAAGACACACAAUGUUUUUAAUUUGAGUUUUCAACAAUAAAAUUUUUAAUUUUUA
This is a messenger RNA of Branchiostoma belcheri (Belcher's lancelet), 2076 nucleotides long. Its product is annotated as activator of 90 kDa heat shock protein ATPase homolog 1-like. Gene Ontology annotation, biological process: positive regulation of ATP-dependent activity; protein folding. Lineage: Eukaryota; Metazoa; Chordata; Leptocardii; Amphioxiformes; Branchiostomatidae. Gene Ontology annotation, cellular component: cytosol. The record is from RefSeq and is a predicted model, not a curated record. The coding region runs from base 145 to 1182 and encodes 345 amino acids. Gene Ontology annotation, molecular function: protein-folding chaperone binding; ATPase activator activity. The transcript has 10 exons.